This is a messenger RNA of Lactuca virosa, 552 nucleotides long. The record is from the annotation of a GenBank genome assembly. Lineage: Eukaryota; Viridiplantae; Streptophyta; Magnoliopsida; Asterales; Asteraceae.
AUGCACAAUUCUAGCCAACUCAAGAAAGAAUUUAUCAAGAAAUGGGUUCAGGGACUUCAAAUAUGUUGUUCUUCAAAGAAGCAAAUGAAUCUCUUGGAAAGAAAGAAGAAAAUAAAGCUUUCAGCAGACAUUGCCUUAGCUACUGCAAAAAAUGCUACAACUUCUUGGAGUAAAGCUCUCAUUUCAAACGCCAAAAAAGACAAAGAAAACGAGAUUCUUGUGCAAAACUUAGCACGCCAUGAAUUAAAGCUCAUGGUUGCACACCAAAAAGUCACUUGCAACAAGAGAAUAAGAAGCAAGAAAAUCUUGAAAACGAGUUUUCGUUUCGGGAAACGAAUUAAGAAGAUGGGAAAUCGUCGAUCAGAUUUAGCAACUUGUAUUGCUACAAGAUUGGUGAAGAAGAAAACCCAGGUGCUUAAAAAACUUGUACCAGGUGGAGAAGCCAUGGAUGAUUUCACCAUCUUUAAAGAAGCAUUAGACUAUAUACUUUCUCUUAGGGUACAAGUUGAUGUCAUGAUGAAUCUUGUGAAUUCUACCAAGAUUUUAAGUUAA